This is a messenger RNA of Ochlerotatus camptorhynchus, 2829 nucleotides long. It is a transcript of the gene Gdap2, whose product is annotated as ganglioside induced differentiation associated protein 2. NCBI's taxonomy places the organism in Eukaryota, Metazoa, Arthropoda, Insecta, Diptera, Culicidae. The coding region runs from base 107 to 1930 and encodes 607 amino acids. The transcript has 15 exons. The record is from RefSeq and is a predicted model, not a curated record.
CGAACCGGAGGAACAUAGACCUGGUGCUCCUUGUCGUGGGAAAUCGUGCGUGUGUUCUUGGCUCUUCGUCGUCCGUAAUUUUAGGAGUUUCUUCGAGUGAAAAGCGAUGAGACUAGUGUCUGACAUCUACAAUGAGAAUAUUGAACCGUCACUAGGAGGAAUCACAAAGCCACUAACACAACACUACGUUACUGUAGAUAGCCUAACGUCCUGGGGAGCUAAAGACAGCAGUGGUAGCAGCAACCGUCCCAUACCGACCGACUACAGCCAUAUCCCUUGUGCGGAAGGACCCUGGCACGACGCGAGUCCGUUUCCGUGUGAUGAGCAGAUCAAUCAGCGAUUCGUAAUUUGGGAAGGGGACAUUUCACUGCUGGAAAUCGAUGCGAUUACCAAUACCACCGAUGAGACACUGACCGAGAAGAAUCGGAUUUCGAAGAAGAUUUUCGGACGAGCCGGUGCCGCCCUAACCUCCGCUGUGGUGCAUGACGUCGGAAGAUGCAAAACCGGUGAAGUUUGUGUAACGCCAGGAUUCUUUCUGCCUGCGAAGUACAUUAUCCACACCGUUGGCCCUAUCUACAGUGAGAAAUAUCGUUCCGCGUCCGAGAGUACGCUACAUUCCUGUUAUCGAAACGUUUUGUACAAAGCAAAAGAGCUAGGAUUAAGAACCGUUGCUUUAUGUGAUAUUAGCUCAGUGCAGAGAAAUUUCCCACCAGACACUGCUGCACACAUAGCACUACGAACCAUCCGCCGUUUUCUGGAGCAAUACCGCGCCGAGAUUGUGAUAGCCUGCCUUGAACCGAAUGAGCGCGGCAUCUACGAGGUACUAGCGCCGCUCUACUUUCCCCGCGACCCGCUCGAGGAACGAAGUGCCCUGUGGCAGCUGCCGAAGGACGUCGGCGGCGCGUAUGGUGAACCGCAGCUAGCUGAUCGCCAGAUCCGCAUCAUUCACAAUCCACAGCACUCCGUCAUGAUCGAAGCUGACGACGAUUCCGAUACCAGUCCGCACGAUUUGGAGAUGGGUUCCGAUGUGGAAUAUAACAACAUCAAUCUCAGCUUGGCCACCCACCUGACCGGAGGAACGCACUCGUUUACACAAAUGCAGGGUGACCUCGACCGCCAGCGGCUAUUAGGCGAUCGUCCUCGGAUGGUGUACGAGAGCGUGCUGGACGAAGGCCUGGAAGGACUCGAACACCAAGAAAGUUCACCAUUACUGGUGGAUUGCGAAACCACCGAAACGUACUGCCCGGACGCGAUCGGCCACGUCCUGGCAACGCACAUUGGCAAACGGACCCGCAUUCUGGAUGGGUCCUUUACCUAUGUGGAACUGAUGAAACACUACAGCUCCUCGCUCGACGAUCCCGAGUGGCACAAGGAUAACCUAUACGAACGGUUGCUGCGUCGAGCAAAGACAGAGGACCUCACGGAAGUGUCCGGCAUCGGAUGUCUCUAUCAGAGCGGAGUGGAUCGACUCGGGCGGCCGGUGGUCGUAUUCUGUGGCAAAUGGUUCCCCGCACAAAAUAUCGAUCUGGAAAAGGCCCUGCUCUAUCUGAUAUACCUGCUGGAUCCCAUCGUUAAGGGUGACUACGUGAUCGCCUAUUUCCACACCCUCACCAGCUCCAACAACUACCCGUCGCUGCAGUGGCUGAAGGACGUCUACAGCAUAUUGCCGUACAAAUACAAGAAGAACUUGAAGGCAUUCUACAUCGUGCACCCGACGUUCUGGACUAAGAUGAUGACCUGGUGGUUCACGACAUUCAUGGCUCCGGCCAUCAAAACCAAGGUUCACUCACUGCCCGGCGUUGAGCACCUGUACUCCGCCAUCACUAAGGAUCAGCUGGAAAUUCCCGCCUACAUCACCGAGUACGAUAUGGCGACGAACGGAAUCCACUACUUCCAACCAAUCACCAACACCUCAUCGCCUGCAUCCUAAGGAUCUUCACCGCACCCACAAUCAUCAACUACUGCAUCGUCUCCUCAGAUAAUUAAGAUGAUCAAGCUCAGUAGUGAAUCGAUUCUCAUAGAUAUUCAUGCUCCAAAGUUCCGUUUGCAACCCAUCAUGAUCAUCAUUCUCGUACCAGUUCGUAGCUGUGUGAAGCACUAAAUUUUCAUUUUUCGCCUAAUUUUCACCGAGCAAAACGAAACAUUUCGGCGUACUCUUUCAUAUGUAGUGUGUAAUUGAAUCAUCUUAAAAUACUGAACAUACCAAAAAUAAAAUCGACAACACUGUUCUAAACGAAACAAGAUGAAAACUAUUUGCUUCCUUUCCACCGUUGAAUAUAGAGAAGAUGAUUAUUGAAAAUAAGUGAGGAUUAUUGGCAGAAACUGAAGAAAACGUCUACACCCAUAUUUAGAGAACUAAAAAAAAAACAACAAUCUAGCGAAAGGAGCUGAAGGCGACGGAAAUCUGUAGCUAACAAAUAUUAUUCUUAACGUUUUAUCGAGACUAUGGUUAAAAUGCUAUAUACCUACAUUUAAUAAAGCAAAGCAACUAAUUGCUAGGAGAACAAGGGUUAAUUAACUGAUACAAGAAACACACACACACACACAACUUUGUUAUAGAAUUAGUGAAAAACAAGAAUAUAUAAGCAAGAGCGCGGCUGACGUGAAAAUGUUAUUUAGAAGAGGACCCGCCCCAAACCAGCAAAUAGAAGCAACCCGGAAGUAUAAACACAAAAAAAAGAAAUCCCUAGGAUAUUAAUGCUGCUAUGCGGCUUUUGUUGUAGAGGAAGCUUGAAUUUAGUCGACGUGUUAAGCAAAGCAACACGAACACAAAACACAACAACAGCAUUCCCUUGCGCUUAUGAACCGAAACAACAAGUAUAAGAAACA